AUGUUGGGCUCGUUUGUUCUACUGUGGAUAGGCAUCUGCUUCCUCUUUUUCAUCCUGAAGAUUAAUCGAACCACAAACUUUCCUCCUGGUCCAAAACCCAUUCAGAUAUUUGGGAAUCUGCUGCAUCUGAGCUUGAGGAAUCAUUUGAAAGACCUGGAGAAGGUGCAGUUAUUAUACCUCAAAUAGCAUAACAACUCAUGAAAGAAUCAGCAGUGUCAGUGUAACUAUCAGUUACAUUAUUUGUUUCAAACAUUGUCAUUCCUUCAUCAAAGGGUGAUGUUAUCUUGUAUCACUUGUAAUCACAGUGUUACUGUGUUGUAUGCAAUGUGUCCUCAUGUGCUCUUUCCCAACUAGUUGGCAGAGCGCUAUGGGAAGGUUUUCAGUCUUUAUAUUGGUGGAAGGCCAGCUGUGAUUCUCAAUGGGCUUGAAGCUAUGAAGGAGGCCCUGGUUACCAAGGCUUUGGACUUUGCAAGAAGACCCCAAAACCUUAUGCUCAACCACUACACAAGGAAAAAUAAAUAA
Messenger RNA from Coregonus sp. 'balchen', 522 nucleotides. Lineage: Eukaryota; Metazoa; Chordata; Actinopteri; Salmoniformes; Salmonidae. The record is from the annotation of a GenBank genome assembly.